Camellia sinensis is the source of this 3129-nucleotide messenger RNA. The record is from RefSeq and is a predicted model, not a curated record. NCBI's taxonomy places the organism in Eukaryota, Viridiplantae, Streptophyta, Magnoliopsida, Ericales, Theaceae.
CUUUAGUGACGGAUGAGAAUGGUGGGAUAAGAUGCUCCUCUUUUGUGGGUUUAGGAGUUAGGGUUUUUGGUAUGAACCAUGGAUGUUGCUCUCUCUCCCUCAGUCACCACCACCUUCAACCCAACCCUAAAAUUCUCUAUAAAGCCUCCCAAAUCUUGCAAUCUCUUCCCAGUAACUAUCAAACUCAAUUCCAACAACAACCACCAUUCCUCUGCAAUCAUCUGUGCUUUCAACCCACAUAAUCUCUUUUUCAUUUCUUCUUCUUCUUCAUAUUCAUCAAUUUCAACUGUAUCUUCAUCAACAACAACAUGUGCAUCAUCAACAACAUCUACACCUUUCACUACUUCAUCUUCUACUACCAGUGCUCACAAUCGCCAUUGGAUGGUGGUCAUGGAGACUCCUCCACAGGGGCUCAAUUCCAAACCGCAAAUCAUUGAUUACUAUGUCAAUACCCUACAGAGUGCUUUGGGCAGUGAAAAAGAUGCUCAGAUGUGUAUAUAUGAUGCUUCUUGGAAUACCCAUUUUGGUUUCUGCUGUGACAUUGAUGAAGAAACUUCCCAUGAGCUUGCCGGUUUACCGGGGGUGUUAUCUGUUAGGCCUGACCUGGAUUUUAACUCUGCAAAAAAGGAUUAUGGUAAUUCAGAGGUUCAGUCAGGUUCUCCUUUGAGUACAUUAUCUGGAAGCACUCUAUUGUUUCCUGUGGGGAAGUCUAAGCACUGGCUUGUUCGAAUGGACAAGCCGGCAAUUGGUGUUGUCACAAAGGCACAGAUGGUUGAUUAUUAUACUCAACUACUAACCAAGGUGAUGGGGAAUGAGAAGGACGCCCAAAUGUGCAUAUACCACAUUUCCUGGCAAUCUGACUUUGGAUUCUGUUGUGAGCUAGAUGAGGAGUGUGCACGAGAACUAGCAGGUGUGCCUGGUGUGUUAUCUGUUCAGCCAGAUGAAAAUUUUGACUCAGAUAAUAAGAAUUGUGGAGGUGAGAAUUUGCAGCUGUCUGGUAAUUCCCCAGAUUCUUUAGCAGCAAAUGAAACAACCAAUGUGAAAACAAAGAAGCUUUUUGUAACUGGUUUGUCAUUCUAUACAUCUGAGAAAACUUUGCGUGCAGCAUUUGAGGGCUUUGGUGAGAUUGUUGAAGUUAAAAUUAUAAUGGACAAGAUUUCUAAAAGGUCCAAAGGUUAUGCCUUUGUGGAGUAUACCAGUGAGGAGGCUGCAGGUGCAGCUCUCAAAGAGAUGAAUGGCAAGCUCAUGAGAUUGGAGGAUUGUAUCGACAUCGUCAUGGCAAUAGGAAGCUUUUUGUGUUCGGAGACUCGUAUGCAUGAUACUGGGAAUUGUCCCAAAUCUUUUGCAGGCUCGUGGAAGGAACCUUAUGGGAUCACUUUUCCGGGAAGACCAGACGGCAGGUUCUCCGACGGUCGUGUCCUGACUGAUUAUAUAGCUUCAUUUCUUGGUAUACCAUCUCCAUUGCCAUACAAGGGGAAAUCUGGCAAGAAAUUGCUUCAGUUUGGAAUAAAUUUUGCAUAUGGAGGGACUGGUGUCUUCAACACAUUGGCCAAAGAGCCAAACAUGACAACCCAAAUAAAUUUCUUUCAACAACUUCUUGAAGAAAAAGUGUACACCAAACACGACCUAAACUCCUCCAUCGCUCUGGUGUCUCUUGGUGGCAACGACUAUGCUACUUUUAUGGCUACGAAUGGGAGCCUGCAGGGUAUCCCAACGUUCACAGAAACUGUGAUUAACCAGCUUGCCCUAAACCUAAAGCGAAUUCAUGGAUUGGGAGUGAAAAGGAUAGCUGUCACUGCAAUGGAACCUCUCGGAUGCUUGCCUGUAGCCACAGCUUCAAACUCUUAUCGGAAUUGCAGCGAAACUGAGAAUUCACUCACCAAUUUCCACAACCAAAUUUUGCAGCAAACUGUGAAGAAGCUCAACAAUGGAAGUGGCGAUCAAGUGUUUGUAAUCAUCGAUCUACACACAGCUUUUUUGUCUGCUUUGAAUUUACAACAAAAUCACACAGGGAUUUCAGAGUUUGAGAAUCCAUUGAAGCCAUGCUGUGUUGGAGUAGACAGAGGAUAUUCAUGUGGGAAUGUUGACCAGAGUGGAGCCAAGAAGUAUACUGUUUGUGACAAACCCCAACUUUCUUUUUUCUGGGAUAUGAUACACCCUUCAAACCAAGGCUGGUUUGCAGUUUAUUCAGCUCUUCAGUCUUCUCUCCACCUCCAACUUUACUAAAGUAAACCUUGCUUUAAUCCUCACCUUGUCACUAUCAUUGUUGCUGUUGUUUCUUCAUUUUAGCGGGAUAUUAGAUUGAAUGAUCUGUAGUUGAUUAAGUGGAUGCUUGAAAAGCAAAUAGAAACCAAGGGAAAACAAAGAAAAUUAAUGCUGUUGAUCAACUCUGUCACUUGUUUUUUUAAUUCUCUAUGGUUAUUUUGAGCAGUGUUAUACAAAUUUUAUUUUAUACAUUGAUAUGUCAUGCAAUAAAUUUUUUUUUAAAAAAAAUCUUGAAGAUGACUUACUUUAAUGAUGUGAUAGAUUCUAGCCUUAGCAUUAGAUCAUGUUUUAGCAUUACUGCAGAGUUUUUCUCUAGUUGAGAGAAGUGCAGUUCCAUCAAAUUUCUACUAUGGUGAUUUAAGUCUUUUAUUUUGUAGGUUCUUAUGAGUAGAUCUUUAAUGAAAAAGAAUAAUCAAAUUGAUCUGAUAUUGUAGACACAAAAUUUAACUUAUUUGUAUGUAUUUUACUUAGGAAAUUGAAAUCACAUAUUUAAAAAAAGGUGGGAUGUUUUCUUCCGCUGUAUAAGCUUUAAGCUUAUUUUAUUUUUCCAGCUUAGUAAAUUUAAAAUAAACUCAAAAUUAAAUUUGGAUUUUAGAUUUUUUAAGCUACCUUUGUUAAAGUUAAAUAAUUUUUAAGUUUUUACCAAACAGGGCAAUAAAAACUUUGAUCCCACCAAAUUAAUUAGAAACUACAGAAAUAUAGAGGGUUGAACAUCUAUUUAUUUAUUAUUUACCAUUUUAGACAAGCUAAUAUGUCGGGAAAAAGAAAAAAAAAAGAAACUACAGGCAGAAGGUUUGCCAAAUACAAAGGUAAGAAAAUUACCAAAAAGGAAAAAAAAAACAAAAAAGAAAAAAGAAGAGAAAA